Molecule: messenger RNA, 1875 nt
Organism: Ambispora leptoticha
Lineage: Eukaryota; Fungi; Glomeromycota; Glomeromycetes; Archaeosporales; Ambisporaceae
Source: the annotation of a GenBank genome assembly
AUGACCGAAACUAAUCUCAUUUAUCUUCGAAUCAAUGACGAAGAAACUAAACAAAAGUUAACUUAUCGAUAUGUUGACUUGGCAAGUGCAUCACUCGGCGCGACAGUUGUUUCUUGUAAUGAUGAAUUUUUCGCUGAGGCGAAGAAUUUGCUUAAACCUGGAAAUGCGGUGAGGGAGAUUGGCAAAUAUACAGAAAAUGGUGCCUGGAUGGAUGGUUGGGAAACUCGUCGACAUAAUCCCUUAAAAUGCGAUUGGGUAAUCAUCAAAUUAGGAUUUGCAGGACAUAUUGCCGGAUUUGAUAUUGACACUACGCAUUUCAAUGGUAAUCAAGCACCGGCUGCCGCAGUGAACGCGUGUUACUCACCAAAUGUUGAUCCUGGAGAUGAGACCAAGUGGGAUGAGCUUUUACCCAAAGUAAAUCUCAACGCAACUUCACAUCAUUAUUUCGGUAUAUCCGAAACGAAAUUGAAAUAUACGCAUGUUAAAUUAAAUAUCUAUCCUGAUGGUGGUGUGGCGCGAUUUCGAGUAUACGGAAAAGUAAGUGCGAUAUUGCCUGCAGAUCCUUCAGCAUUAAUUGAUCUCGCAUUUGUCGGUAACGAAGGCCAUGCGGUCGCUUGCAGUGAUCAACAUUAUGGAAGCAAGGAUAAUCUUUUAUUGCCUGGUCGUGGGAUAAAUAUGGGUGAUGGAUGGGAAACAAAGCGUUCCCGCGAACCAAAUCAUAAUGAUUGGGUUAUUGUAAAAUUGGGGCGGCCGGGUUAUUUGGAGACUGCGGAAAUCGAUACUGCUCAUUUUAAGGGAAAUUAUCCCAAAGAAGUUAGAUUGGAUGGAUGCUUUUCCGAAUCGGAAAUCCCUGAUGAUAUUGAGUGGAUACAGAUUCUUGGGCCAUCAAAACUUGGACCGCAUAAACAACAUAUUUUCAAAUUGGUCUCCGUUUUAGAAAAACUCAGUCAUGUAAAGAUGACUAUUUAUCCAGAUGGCGGAGUAAAAAGAUUGCGUAUACUUGGCCGAAGGGAAUUACAAAUUAACAUACCAUCACAUCCAGUCAUUCAUCAUUCCAAUCCACACAUCACCAACAAUCAGUUCAAUCCACGGAUUAUCGUCGCAGAAAGAUUAACACACAGCGCAUUCGCUGCUUACGGUCAAGUAAUACAAUCAUUCACCGAGCCACAUCACGUCUCACCCACAUCAAUCUCAAUCAUUAACGGCAUCAAAGUUACACCUGCAAACCAAGGCACAGCACGAAAAUACAAUAACAUAGCACGUGUAAUUAAUUUCCGGCAAACAGUUUUGACGGAUGGUGAAGGAAAAUCAAUCGCGAAAGCUGAACCAAACCUUUCUGUGUUUCGCUGUAAACCGGCUACCAAAUUGCCAUUUGAAGUGAAAUUGCUUGAACGACAUUCAUAUUCGUCGCAGAUGUUUAUUCCAAUGACUAAACAAAAUAUGAGAGGGUAUUUGGUUAUUGUUUGCUUGAGUGGAAAUGACGAUAGACCAGAUUUGACUACCUUAAAAGCAUUCAUCGCAUCUCGUACACAAGGAAUAAAUUAUAACCCGGGUGUGUGGCAUCACCCAAUGAUAUCGCUAGAAGAGACAACCGAUUUCGUAUGUUUAACACACGAAUCCGGCGUAUCAACAGAGGACUGCGAAGAAAUUUGUUUGGAAGAAGAAAACGUGACCCGAGUCGAAGUUAAUGGAUUUGGUGGUUCUGAACAACCGAAGAGAAAAGUCGAAGAUGCGGGAAUUAGUAGUCAAAAAGAGAAUAAUGAUUUAAUUGACCAUGUGUGUCUAAAGGAACGGCAUUGUGAUCCAAGUUUGGCUGCCGUGACUUUUACUUCUGCUACUACAAGUACAUUAGUGAAGAGAGUUAAGAGAACAUGA